GUGGACGCCACGGAAGAAUCUAGAACCCCAGCACAUAUCCCCCACCCAAAGACCCUUCCGAUCUGGUGCGGCGGACGGAGAUCGCCGGAGAGGGAGGAGGAAGAGGAGAUGUUCCUGGUGGACUGGUUCUACGGGGUGCUGGCCUCGCUGGGGCUGUGGCAGAAGGAGGCCAAGAUCCUCUUCCUCGGCCUCGACAACGCCGGCAAGACCACCCUCCUCCACAUGCUCAAGGACGAGCGGCUUGUGCAGCACCAGCCGACGCAGUACCCGACGUCGGAGGAGCUGAGCAUCGGAAAAAUCAAGUUCAAGGCCUUCGACCUCGGCGGCCACCAGAUCGCCCGCCGCGUCUGGAAGGACUACUACGCCAAGGUUGAUGCUGUUGUUUACUUGGUGGAUGCCGCUGACAAGGAACGGUUUGCAGAGUCGAAGAAGGAACUUGAUGCUCUCCUUGCAGACGAUUCUCUUGCGACCGUGCCUUUCCUGAUACUGGGAAACAAGAUCGACAUCCCAUACGCCGCGUCCGAGGAGGAGCUGCGCUACUACCUUGGCCUCAGCAACUUCACCACCGGUAAGGGCAACGUAAACCUGGCCGACUCCAAUGUGCGGCCUCUGGAGAUCUUCAUGUGCAGCGUCGUCCGCAAGAUGGGCUACGGCGACGGCUUCAAAUGGAUGUCCCAGUACAUCAAAUGAAAAGGGCCUUCUCAUUGUCAAUAGCACUGCUCCUGCUGCUGCUGUCCACAGUGGGAGCAGUAUUCAGGCUCUUUUUUAUCAACUCUCCUGCUGCUUUGGAGAAACCUGCAUCUGUAAGGAAAAGUUUGUCGUAGUGGGUAGUGAUGAAUGCCUGUAAUUUGGUGUUAAUACUAGAUAUAUGACGGGGUUUAUUUGUUUGAUUGUUUAUGGGUGGUGAUGUGAGUAGUUAGAGAAUGUGGUUGCUGAAACCAUUUCUGGACAGCAGGGAAUGUUUCAGCCAGUGUAUUCACGCUAUCUAGCCAGUGAAAUAUGUGUUAGCCA
This is a messenger RNA of Oryza brachyantha (malo sina), 1011 nucleotides long. Its product is annotated as GTP-binding protein SAR1A-like. Gene Ontology annotation, cellular component: endoplasmic reticulum exit site; COPII vesicle coat. Gene Ontology annotation, molecular function: GTP binding; GTPase activity. The record is from RefSeq and is a predicted model, not a curated record. The coding region runs from base 109 to 690 and encodes 193 amino acids. The transcript is spliced from 3 exons. NCBI's taxonomy places the organism in Eukaryota, Viridiplantae, Streptophyta, Magnoliopsida, Poales, Poaceae. Gene Ontology annotation, biological process: endoplasmic reticulum to Golgi vesicle-mediated transport; intracellular protein transport; vesicle organization.